AUUCAGUAACACGUCAAUUCAUCAUUUGCAUAAAGUAAACACAUCAUCAAAUCAACGGAGCUUAUGAAAAAUAUGGAUUCUAUAUGCAGGCAGCAAACGAUUUCUUACGCUUUACCUAUUGGCUCGAAGUAUGAUUUCACACAUCAUUUACCUCAAGCCAGUGCAUCAAGAGACCAAAGUGUGCUACAGAGCAGAGCGCCGAAAUGCGCACGGUGUCGAAAUCACGGCGAAAUCAGUGUUUUAAAAGGUCAUAAACGGUUUUGCAAAUGGAAGAAUUGUGAAUGCAUGAAAUGUAACUUGAUUGCAGAAAGACAAAGAGUCAUGGCUGCUCAAGUUGCACUUCGUCGACAACAGGCUCAAGAAUCAAAAUUGAUCAAUGGGAAACAAAACUUGUUCCCAGAAUGCCCUCAAGUUAUGCAAGCAUCAAAAAGGUUUAAAACCGAAGAGUGUUAUCAUCCCCUAGCAUCUGAGAACACUGUCGGAGAACAAGAUAGAGAAACCAAAAACCCUAGUCAUAAUCACUCCGAAGAGAUUCAAAUCGAAAACAAAAGUGAUGCCACAAGCUCUGGAUGCUUCUCAUUCUCCCCGAAUAGUAGCGAUGUCUCGACUCCAAAACAACAUUCAAAUAGUUCUGAGGACGUGCGUGACCGAAUUUCUCCUCUACACUCUACUCCAGUAAGAGCUGGUUCUAAAUUCAACAAUCAAGCCGAGAAUGCAGCAAAAUUGGACAUUCCACAUAUUUUUGAUUCGAAUGAUAAUUCAACAUCAAGAAAGUUCCGGGUACUGGUCCAAACAUUUCCAACAGUUCUUCCAAGCAAAAUACUGGAAACGUUGAACGGAUGUGAUGAUGACAUUAUUAGAACAAUAGAAAAGCUAUUGGCGAAAAACUCUGAUUCUGCUGCACAUCAAGCGAUGUCGAAUACUGAAAUCAACGUUAAUUCCAAAUUAUUAACCCAGACGCCAAUAUUUGGUUUCUAUCAUACAUGGGGAAAUAAUUUUCCGAUUUCGUUACCACCACCACCACCAUAUACUCCUUCAAAUGCUCUUAACGCGGACUGGUGGAAAAGAUAUCCUUACGGAUCUUCGCUAAUCAACUUUUAUGACUCAAGAAAAAUCAAUCAACAGUUGUCAUCUGGAACGCAAAGUUAUCUGCCAAGACGAAUAAACAAGUAGACGCUUCCGUAUUUCUGACGACGUAAAAUGUAAUUUUUCCACGAAAAAUGGAUAAAGACCAAUGGAAGUCUGUAGUCUGGAAGGAGCCUAAGAAUUGAAUGCAAUGCAGUCCGUUGAUUUUUCCUAAUGUUCUUCUUUUUUUUGCAUUUACUUAAUUAUUUUGUUUUCGCCAUAUUCUCAUAAAAAUAAAAAGAGACAUAACAAGUCUAUCAUUUUUAA
This is a messenger RNA of Styela clava, 1392 nucleotides long. RefSeq names its product doublesex- and mab-3-related transcription factor A2-like. Gene Ontology annotation, cellular component: nucleus. Gene Ontology annotation, biological process: regulation of transcription by RNA polymerase II; sex differentiation. Gene Ontology annotation, molecular function: RNA polymerase II cis-regulatory region sequence-specific DNA binding; DNA-binding transcription factor activity, RNA polymerase II-specific. Lineage: Eukaryota; Metazoa; Chordata; Ascidiacea; Stolidobranchia; Styelidae. The record is from RefSeq and is a predicted model, not a curated record.